AUGCAGUCUUUUUUCAGUAAUGUUUUCAUUUUGGGAAUUAUACUUAUAAUAUCUCUUCUGCUGCUGGACUUCAUAAAACGCAGGAAGACAUGGGCUCGCUUCCCCCCAGGACCUCCUUCAAAGCCAUUUGUGGGUAAUAUGCUGCAGGUAGACUUCAAAAAUCCUCACAUCGCAUUCUGCAAGCUGACUAAAAAAUAUGGAGAUGUCUAUAGUCUGCAGUUUUUCUGGAAAAAGCUUGUGGUACUCAAUGGAUUUGAGGUUAUGAAGGAAGCUCUGUUCAAAAAGUCAGAGGACAUAGCUGAUCGGCCCAGAUUCCCAAUAAGCGAGAAAGCUGGAUUUACUGGUAAAGAACAAGGUGUGGUCAUAGCCAAAUAUGGCGUACCAUGGAGAGAACACAGGAGAUUCUCAUUGUCCACUCUCAGGGACUUUGGGAUGGGGAAAAAGUCUCUUGAGCAAAGAGUAACUGAAGAAGCUGGAUUUCUGUGUUCUAGAUUCCAAGAAGAAAAAGGCUGUGCCUUUGAUCCACAAUACCUUAUAAAUAAUGCUGUAAGCAAUGUGAUUUGCUCCAUAGCAUUCGGUGACCGCUUUGAAUACAGUGAUGCCAAAUUCCAAGAACUGCUCAGUAUCUUUGAAGAAGGUUUAAAGUCUCAAACAGGACUUCUCGUACAGGUUUUACAAGAGAUUCCAUUUUUAAUGAAAAUUCCCUGGUUGGUUAAUGACAUUCUGGCACCACAACAAAGACUACAUAAGUUUUUAAAGGACAUUAUUUCAAAGCAUCAGAAAACAUUUGAUCCAAAUUGCAUUAGAGAUUUUAUAGAUGCGUACCUGCUUGAAAUGAAAAAGGUGAAAGAAAACAAUGAGAGCGGCUUUAAUGAAACAAAUUUACUAUUGACAACGACUGAUUUAUUUGGAGCCGGGACAGAAACCACAUCAACCACUCUCAGAUGGGGAAUCUUGUUCAUGAUGUUGCAUCCAGAAGUCCAAUCGAAGGUCCAUGAGGAAAUUGACAAAGUGAUUGGAAGAGAAAGGAAGCCUAUGAUGGGGGACUUAUUAGAAAUGCCAUACACAAAUGCAGUGAUUCAUGAAAUCCAACGUUGCGGGGACAUUGUACCUUUGCCUUUCCCACAUAUGGCUUACAGGGACACUGAGAUACAGGGAUAUUUUAUACCCAAGGGUACCACUGUCAUUACCAACCUGUCGUCUGUGCUGAAGGAUGAAAAAGUGUGGAAGAAACCAUAUCAGUUUUACCCCGAGCAUUUCCUGGAUGACAAUGGCAAGUUUGUGAAACAAGAAGCAUUCAUGGCAUUUUCUGCAGGUCGAAGAGCCUGCUUGGGUGAAAGACUUGCAAGAAUGGAACUUUUUCUUUUCUUCACAACACUUAUGCAACAGUUUAAAUUUGAGAUACCCAAUGACCAACCUCGCCCAAGAGUGGAUGGACAAUUUCAACUUACACUUAGUCCGCAUCCCUAUAAAAUGUGUGCUGCUGACUGUCGGAAUCAGUGGUCCAUGAGCAGACCUCUCCUUGGUCUCAUUCUCCUCAAUGAUAAGUAUUUCUCAGACUUACGGAGUAGCAUUGUUGUUAGUUGCCAGCCCCCUCUGACAAGCAACAAGCCUUGCGUCUACGGUUUGAGAAUUCGAAUGGAGGGCAUUGAAAAGGAACUGACUCACAAAAGAAUCGAGACAGGUUCACACAGAAUCUUUCUGCAUUCAGACGAGAAGUGA
Molecule: messenger RNA, 1722 nt
Organism: Pelobates fuscus (common spadefoot toad)
Lineage: Eukaryota; Metazoa; Chordata; Amphibia; Anura; Pelobatidae
Product: cytochrome P450 2D6-like
Exons: 10
Coding region: 1-1722 (573 amino acids)
Biological process (GO): xenobiotic metabolic process; arachidonate metabolic process
Cellular component (GO): cytoplasm; intracellular membrane-bounded organelle
Molecular function (GO): oxidoreductase activity, acting on paired donors, with incorporation or reduction of molecular oxygen, reduced flavin or flavoprotein as one donor, and incorporation of one atom of oxygen; iron ion binding; heme binding
Source: RefSeq, a predicted model, not a curated record